Molecule: messenger RNA, 2354 nt
Organism: Musa acuminata subsp. malaccensis (wild Malaysian banana)
Lineage: Eukaryota; Viridiplantae; Streptophyta; Magnoliopsida; Zingiberales; Musaceae
Product: heat shock protein 81-1
Biological process (GO): protein stabilization; cellular response to heat; protein folding
Cellular component (GO): perinuclear region of cytoplasm; plasma membrane; cytosol
Molecular function (GO): ATP binding; ATP hydrolysis activity; ATP-dependent protein folding chaperone
Source: RefSeq, a predicted model, not a curated record
CCUCUCGACUGCAAAAUCUCAAUCGCAGGUUUCAAACCCUAGAUCUUGAGAUCGCUUGAGAGACGCCCUUCCAUGGCGGCCGACGCGGAGACCUUCGCCUUCCAGGCCGAGAUCAAUCAGCUUCUCAGCCUCAUCAUCAACACUUUCUACUCCAACAAGGAGAUCUUCCUUCGUGAACUCAUUAGCAACUCCUCCGAUGCGUUGGACAAGAUCCGGUUCGAGAGCCUCACCGAUAAGAGUAAGCUCGACGCGCAACCGGAGCUGUUCAUCCAUAUUAUCCCCGACAAGGCUACCAAUACCUUAUCUAUCAUCGACAGUGGCAUCGGCAUGACUAAAUCCGACCUUGUCAACAAUCUUGGUACCAUCGCCAGGUCGGGCACCAAAGAGUUCAUGGAAGCCCUUGCUGCUGGGGCCGAUGUCAGUAUGAUCGGUCAGUUUGGUGUGGGGUUCUAUUCGGCCUACCUCGUGGCGGAGAGGGUUGUUGUGACCACCAAGCACAACGACGAUGAACAGUACGUGUGGGAGUCACAGGCCGGGGGUUCAUUCACCGUAACCAGGGAUGUUUCUGGUGAGAGUCUUGGUAGGGGAACAAAGAUUACACUUUUCCUCAAGGAGGAUCAGUUGGAGUAUCUUGAGGAGCGCCGCCUCAAGGAUCUCAUCAAGAAGCAUUCUGAGUUCAUCAGCUACCCUAUUUCCCUUUGGACUGAGAAGACCACUGAGAAGGAAAUUUCUGAUGAUGAGGAUGAGGAAGACAAGAAAGACACUGAGGAAGGCAAGGUGGAGGAUGUUGAUGAAGAAAAGGAAGAGAAAGAGAAGAAGAAGAAGACAAUUAAGGAGGUUUCUCAUGAGUGGUCUUUGGUCAAUAAGCAGAAGCCCAUCUGGAUGAGGAAGCCUGAGGAGAUCACCAAGGAAGAGUAUGCGGCUUUCUAUAAGAGUCUGACCAACGACUGGGAGGAGCAUCUAGCUGUGAAACAUUUCUCUGUUGAGGGUCAGCUUGAAUUCAAGGCUGUUCUUUUUGUGCCCAAGAGGGCUCCUUUUGACCUCUUUGACACUAGGAAGAAGCUCAACAAUAUUAAGCUGUAUGUCCGUCGUGUCUUCAUCAUGGACAACUGUGAAGAAAUAAUUCCAGAAUACCUUAGUUUUGUCAAAGGUAUUGUCGACUCUGAGGACCUUCCUCUCAACAUCUCACGAGAGAUGCUCCAGCAGAACAAGAUUCUCAAGGUAAUCCGCAAGAACCUAGUUAAGAAGUGUGUCGAGCUCUUUUUCGAGAUCGCUGAGAAUAAAGAGGACUAUAACAAGUUCUAUGAGGCAUUCUCGAAGAAUCUCAAGCUCGGUAUCCAUGAAGACUCCCAGAACAGGUCAAAGCUUGCUGAAUUGCUAAGGUAUCACUCAACAAAGAGUGGGGAUGAGAUGACCAGCCUCAAGGACUAUGUGACAAGGAUGAAGGAGGGCCAAAAUGACAUUUACUACAUAACCGGCGAGAGCAAAAAGGCUGUGGAGAACUCCCCAUUCCUCGAAAAGCUCAAGAAGAAGGGCUAUGAGGUGCUUUUCAUGGUUGAUGCAAUUGAUGAAUAUUCUGUAGGCCAGCUGAAGGAAUUUGAGGGUAAGAAGCUGGUUUCUGCAACAAAGGAGGGACUGAAGAUUGAUGAGAGUGAGGAUGAGAAGAAGAAGAAGGAAACACUCAAGGAAAAAUUUGAGGGGCUGUGCAAAGUCAUAAAGGAAGUGUUGGGUGACAAGGUGGAGAAGGUCAUUGUGUCUGACCGAGUUGUUGACUCCCCCUGCUGUUUGGUGACCGGCGAGUAUGGAUGGACUGCCAACAUGGAGAGGAUUAUGAAGGCACAAGCUCUCAGGGACUCCAGCAUGGCUGGUUACAUGUCUAGCAAAAAGACUUUGGAGAUCAACCCAGAAAACCCCAUUAUGGAGGAGUUGAGGAAGCGAGCGGAUGCUGACAAAAAUGACAAGUCAGUCAAGGAUCUCACGCUCCUGCUGUUCGAGACUGCUCUUCUUACCUCUGGUUUCAGUCUCGACGACCCCAACACCUUUGGCAACAGGAUCCACAGGAUGCUGAAAUUAGGCCUCAGCAUUGACGAGGAUGAAAAGGUGGAAGAUACUGACAUGCCUUCCCUCGAAGAAGCAGAUGCGGAAGAGAGCAAGAUGGAGGAAGUAGACUAAUCCAGAUCGAGGCUUGCUAUCUUUCUAGUAAUCCUUUUGCUUACUGCUCAUUUAACAUUGAACUGAGAGGUUAUGUAUUGUUGCUAUCUUGUCUCUAUGGGCUUUUGUGCAAACGCAGGCUUUGUGACUUUGCUCAAUUUUUUUUUUUGACGUCUGGAUGUGCUUAUAUUUUUUUUUAUUAU